Molecule: messenger RNA, 1233 nt
Organism: Cloeon dipterum
Lineage: Eukaryota; Metazoa; Arthropoda; Insecta; Ephemeroptera; Baetidae
Gene: Arfip
Product: ADP ribosylation factor interacting protein arfaptin
Exons: 5
Coding region: 129-1049 (306 amino acids)
Biological process (GO): intracellular protein transport; regulation of Arp2/3 complex-mediated actin nucleation
Cellular component (GO): trans-Golgi network membrane
Molecular function (GO): phospholipid binding; protein domain specific binding
Source: RefSeq, a predicted model, not a curated record
GGCGUGGCACUCAUGGAACUCAGCUGCUAGCGUCACCAUUGUAAAAAUAAACAGGUCCCAUCUCCGUCGUCGACAGAUCGGCGGUAUUUAAUCAACGCGGGUGCUGGAGCUGUGCCGAUCGAGUCAAAAUGAUGUCGAAUUCGGCAAGCUCGCCGGCGCUGGCGGCAAAGGCUGCCGACCAGGAGCUGAACUCCAUUCUCAGUGAGAUGAACCAGGGGCAUGCUGAAGCCGCCCUAAGAAGUCACGCAACUUCACUUCCGACCACACCGACUGGUGCUCCAAAAAAUGGGGAUCUCUUUCGUAACUCUGCGUCCAAGAUGGAAAGUGUAAAAAACUGGGGGAUUUCCACUUAUAAGUGCACUCGGCAACUGGUAUUAGAGAAGCUAGGCAAGAGCUCUCGGACUGUCGAUACUGAGCUGGAAAGUCAAAUCGAGCUGCUGAGAGACACACAGCGAAAGUAUGCAAACAUUUUGCGUUUAGCUCGAGCUCUUUCAAGUCAUUUUCAUCAUGUUGUGCAGACACAGCACGCUUUGGGUGAAGCUUUCUCAGAGUUAGCCCAAAAAUCACCUGAGCUACAGGAAGAAUUUCUUUAUAAUUCUGAAACUCAACGCUGUCUGACCAAAAACGGAGAGGCCUUGCUUAGUGCUCUGCAUUUCUUCGUCAACUCAGUCAACACAUUAUGUCACAAGACCAUCGAGGACACUCUCCUCACCAUUAGUCAAUAUGAGGCUGCUCGCAUUGAGUUUGACGCAUAUCGCACGGACUUGGAGGCCCUUGGUCAGGCCCCACGGACAGACCCCCGUAUAGAGGAAGCCCAGCAGAAUUUUGACUCUCACAAAACCAAGUUUGAGAACCUUCGUGCAGAUGUUGCCGUUAAACUGAAAUUCCUGGAUGAAAAUCGGAUUAAAGUGAUGCACAAACAGCUGGUGCUGUUCCACAACGCGAUCUCUGCCUACUUCUCUGGCAACCAGCAGGCGCUGGAAUCAACGUUGAAGCAAUUCAACAUCACUGUCAAACCACCAAGCAAUCCUUCAUGGCUUGAGCACUGAGAUCUUGAAAGAGUUGAGGAGCACCCUGAGGGUCGAUCUUGCGAAAUUUGAAACAGCUGAGUUUUCAUUUGCUUCGUUUUUAUUUUGUAAUUGUAUCUAGUCACUUGAAAAGGCAAGUACAUUUAAGGAAACCAAACUUGUAUCAGUCACAUUCCUUGUAAUAAAAAGGAUUAAUUUAAUUUGA